This is a messenger RNA of Aplysia californica (California sea hare), 2764 nucleotides long. Its product is annotated as T-complex protein 1 subunit theta. Gene Ontology annotation, cellular component: chaperonin-containing T-complex. Bases 21 to 1655 code for a protein of 544 amino acids. Gene Ontology annotation, biological process: protein folding. The transcript has 16 exons. The record is from RefSeq and is a predicted model, not a curated record. Gene Ontology annotation, molecular function: ATP-dependent protein folding chaperone; ATP hydrolysis activity; ATP binding. Lineage: Eukaryota; Metazoa; Mollusca; Gastropoda; Aplysiida; Aplysiidae.
GGAUACCGAGAUCAACAAACAUGGCGCUGCACGUACCACGAGCUCCGGGCUUUGCCCAAAUGAUGAAAGAAGGUGCUAAGCACUACAGUGGGUUGGAAGAGGCAGUCUACAGAAACAUUGAUGCAUGCAAGGAACUCGCACAGACUACAGUUUCUGCUUAUGGACCUCAUGGUCAAAAUAAGAUGGUUAUUAACCACUUAGAGAAGCUUUUCGUCACUAAUGAUGCUGCAACUAUCCUGAGAGAGCUAGAGGUAGAGCAUCCAGCUGCCAAAAUUCUGGUGAUGGCUUCACAACAGCAGGAACAAGAGUGCGGAGAUGGGACAAACUUUGUGCUCGGCUUUGCUGGAGCGCUUUUGGAGAAUGCUGAAGAACUGCUACGAAUGGGCUUGUCUGUUGCUGAAGUUACCGAGGGCUAUGAGCUGGCCUGCAAAAAGGUUUUGGAUAUUUUGCCAGAGCUGUCCAUUGGUACAGUCAAAGACAUGAGAAAUCUCAAGGAAGUGUUACCAGCCAUCCGCACAUCUGUCAUGAGCAAGCAGUAUGGCAACGAGGACUUCCUUGCUGAACUCAUAGCAAAAGCCUGCAUUUCCAUUCUUCCUGGAAAAGUCAGCUUCAAUGUAGAUAACAUUCGAGUCUGCAAAAUUCCAGGCUCAGGAAUCCUCCAGAGUGAAGUCAUCCAGGGCAUGAUGUUCAAGAGACAGGUGGAAGGGGACGUGACGAAAGCGGAGAAUGCCAAAGUUGUCGUCUAUUCCUGUCCUCUCGAUGCAAUGCAAACGGAAACUAAGGGCACUGUGUUGAUAAAGAAUGCAGAUGAAUUGCUGAACUUCAGUAAAGGUGAAGAAAACCAGAUGGAAGAGCAAAUCAAAGCGAUAGCAGAUGCUGGUGUCAAUGUGAUAGUGACUGGAGGGAAGGUCGGUGACCUCGCCCUUCAUUACGCCAACAAGUACAAGUUGAUGCUCGUCCGUCUCUUGUCCAAGUGGGAUCUCCGUCGUCUUUGUAAAUCUAUAGGAGCUACACCGUUGCCAAAGAUUACUGCACCAACUACUGAUGAGUGCGGAUACUGUGAUAGGGCAUAUGUUGAUGAGAUUGGAGAUACCCCUGUUGUUGUUUUCAAGCAAGACAAAAAGGAAAGCCCAAUCGCAACUGUUGUGAUCCGUGGUUCAACUGACAACAUCAUGGACGACAUCGAAAGAGCCAUUGAUGAUGGUGUCAACACUUUCAAAGCUCUCACAAAAGAUAACAGAAUUGUACCUGGAGCUGGUGCCACUGAGAUUGAACUGGCAACGCAAGUGGCCACAUUUGGAGAGAGCCUUCCUGGACUUGAGCAGUAUUCUGUCAAGAAGUACUCCGAGUCACUUGAAAUGGUCCCUAAAGCUUUAGCCAGAAAUGCUGGUGUAAAGGAAACCGAGGUUCUGGGCAAAUUGUAUGCUGCACAUCAUGAAAAGAAGGUCAACAUUGGUGUUGACAUUGAGGCUGAAGGGGCUGCCGUUGUAGAUGCUGCAGAAGCCAAUAUCAUUGACUUGUUCAUCACCAAGUACUGGGGACUUAAAUUUGCCACAUCUGCUGCCUGCACAGUUUUGAGAGUUGACCAGAUCAUCAUGGCCAAAAGAGCCGGGGGUCCUAAGGCAAAGCAGAACAAAGACUGGGAUGAAGACUGAGACUGGCAGGAACAAACUCUCUGAUCAUCAACACUGCAUCCAUUUCAUUAUGCUGUCCAUAGUCGUGCGAGGGAAGCGGAGAAGGAGGGGCGUGUUUGAUUCUUUUACGUGUUUGAAAAACCUUUUUUUUUUUCUCUCUGCUCUCUUGCAGUUUCAACAUUGGGGAUAGGGUGGGGGUUCGUUUUUAUUUCUUGCGUGAAACAAGCGCAUGUUUUAUGAUACACUAAUAUAGUCAGUUGCUUCAUCAGAUGCGCCACAAAGAUAUUCAGGGAAAUGUAUGUCUAUACAUAUAUAUAUACGUAAUUAUACAUGUGUGCAAAGUGGCCAUUGGACUGUUCAUUGAAGGCCUAGGCUUGUUAUCAGAGUCCUUUGUAAGUUGCAUGAACCACUAGUGAUGAACGAUCAAAACAAAUGAUAAAUUUUGUCUCCACUGCUAUUUGCAUUGACAGUGUGUACAAACACAAGUGAUUGGAGUUUUUGUGUGCAGGGUCAUGUCAGUUUUCUCAAGUUAAACGGUGCGUGAGAGACGUCGGUCUUCCAUGCCCUAUUGCUAGAGAGCUCUCUGUGAAUGCUGCAUGUAAAAAGAUAAAGUACGUUGGCUGAGUACACACAAGGGUGUAUGGGUUUACGAUAGUGUUAGCGUUAGUGCACUUUCAGGCGCGUUAGGACUUAACGUUGAUUGUGGAUGGAGGAAGUGGAUCACAUUGUACAUUGUGUGCUGUUGCUUCUUGUGUAGAUGUGUUUACAGUAUGCUUGGUAUGGUUGAAUGCCCGAAAUCUUUUCUCAUUAUAAUGCUGAUGCUACUUACUGAAAGUGCUACAAAUUGUUCAAAUUUUGUUUUAGUGCUAAAAAAAAAGUAUUCUAUGAGGGUGGGGUUGGGGGGUGUCUCAUUCGAGUUUGCUUAAUCCAUAUCGUUUCUAUUUCGAAAGCAGUGGAGUGUGGCUAGGUGUCUGUCUGAAAUUCUUGUUCAUGGCAGUAUUUUUGUCCUUAUGCGUUGGCAUUAUUUAUUUCAAAACAUAUUUACGGCUGUUUGUUUUGCUUGUUCGCAUUUUAUUUUAUUUUUUCCCUAGGUCUUUGAAAGAUUGAAAUAAAAGUUUUUUUAAAUUUUA